Thermochaetoides thermophila DSM 1495 is the source of this 3600-nucleotide messenger RNA. RefSeq lists its product as uncharacterized. Bases 1 to 3600 code for a protein of 1199 amino acids. The record is from RefSeq and is a predicted model, not a curated record. NCBI's taxonomy places the organism in Eukaryota, Fungi, Ascomycota, Sordariomycetes, Sordariales, Chaetomiaceae. The transcript has 3 exons.
AUGGAUCAAGUCACUAUAGAAAGUCAAGGUCAUCAGCAGCCUGAAUCUGCACAUGACACUUACACCAGCACUAUCAGCCAGAGCAGUGCUUCCCUGUCUACUCCCGCUGUAAUUAACGGCAACGACGCCACUCUCGGCGCCACUACCGAGCAGAUCACCAUUAACGGCAACGAGAACAGCAACGCCAUCAGCAACACCGACGCCAACGGCACGAUGAGCGAGCAGGGCUCCCAGGUCGUCGACGGCCCGGAGGUCGACGAUGCCGCAUCUGAAGAUGUGUCACUAGCUCUGUCUGCUUCUGCUGCUCGUGCCGGUAACAAUGGCAGCCCGGCCAAGCCGACCGGCAGUAGUCGAGGAAGAGGACGUGGCCGCUGGUCCCGUCUGAACAAGAACAAGGUAUCCAAGCCAGCUCCGCCGAAAGUCCCUAGCGGUCGCGGCCGCCGUCAAAAGGUUUACGAUUCUCUCAAGGCUCAAGCUGCACACGAGCGCGCUCAAGAACUCAAGCAAGCCUAUACAACCAUCGCCAAGCAAGUAAAGCCAGCGCUCCAGGAACUCGCCGACCGCUCCAUCAACGAGCUGCUCGAAGAUCCUGCUGCCUUCGAGAAGGUCCCCGAGUAUGAGGAGACCAUGAGCUUCCUUCGCGAGCGGCAUGCUGGAGCCCUCGAAGCGUGCGAUAAGGAACGCGAGAUUGGGCUGGAAAUGAUCAGUCACGUCUACGAAGCUGAGACGCAGCUAGCGUGGCAGCGGUAUUAUGCUGGACUGGCUGAGCUGUCUGAGGAGUGGUACGGCCAUCUACUGCUGCAGUUGGAGGUACUUGAGUAUCUCCAUGACAAUAAUCUCCCAGUUGAUCUGCCUGCACUCCCCGACAACGACUACGACUACAAGCCGAUCACGCAGGAAGAUGCCGAUUGGCAAGGCGUAUUCUACCAGACGCGUGACGGCGUCGAGGUGCCCUUCUCCGGCGACCCCAUCUCGGUCUUAAUGAAGAAGCCCCAGACUCUGCCGCUGGAGGCGAUCAAGGGCAAAGCUGAGGAUCAACCAGAGGGUCAACUGGGUCCCAAGGCCGCCGCCGCCGCCGCUGCUGCUGCUGCUGCGGGCGGUGUCGAUGGCGUGGCGCUCCGCCAUUCGGCCAGCCUGCUCGGCGGCGUCGAGGCCAUCGAGGGUGACUCCACCCCGGAGACACCAUCGAACGCCCCGACCCCGGCCCCGGCGGCUGAACCUUCCGAAGAGACGACCGCAGAUCGUCCCGAGAAGCGCGCUGCGGGCAACGAAGAAAACUUGGUCGACCCGACCGACCUCCCUCUUCCCCGUGGCGCCUCAAGUCCAGACGAGUUUGGGGUUCGCCUCAUUACGAGGCGUCCAACUCGCUUGGACAUCCCAAAUAACCGAAUCAUGGUCCCGAACAUGUUUGAAUGGGAUGAACUUGACAUUGGUUUCCGGGAUUCGACCAACUGUGCCAAGAAGGGCGCCACUAAGCAACGCCGCGGUAAGUACCUGGGCAAGCCCGGGUCAAAUUACAUGUUCAUCGACCGCCGCGUCGGCAUCUGGGACUCAACCCUGGCUGCCGGUGAGUUCGAUGAGGAGUUGGUGAAGAGAUACAAGCUUCACCCAACCUUGGGCAUCUGUCUGCCAACCUCCAUUAACGAGUCUGAGCCACCCAAGCCACCUGCCGACGGAUGGAAGCCCGUUGUUUUCGUCACACCGAGCGGUGACCACAUCCACGCCUCUCGGACCAUCCGUCUCGCUCGCCUCGACAAGGCAGUGGACGAGAUCGAGAGGAAGUUGUCGCUGGGCAAACGGUUGCGCGAGUUCUGCCAGGAGAACGAGAUCCCGGAGGAGGGGAUUGCCCCCAGCGCCGCCGAGAUCGAGAACAACCGCCUGCGGGAGCUGGCCGCCCGCGGUAUUGACCCGGUCGAGCUCGCCGAACGUGAGCAGCUCCGCCAACAACUGCUGCGCGAGCCAACGUCAGCGCCCGAAGAGAAGCCGUCGUCCACGCUCCCUCCAACACCGUCGACCCCUGAGCCUGUCAAGGAGGACACCAUAGUGUUCACCAAGUUCGUUGACGAAGCUCUUGCUGAGGCUGAGGCCAUCCAGGCGAGGGAAGAGGCUUCGCGUCUGGCGCCGCCCAAGCGGUCUCAGACAUCGCGUCCAUACGACGCGAUUCGAGAUGUCUUCACUGAGAGGCCCCCCACUCGCCCUCCCUCCCCCCAGCCGGCACCAGUAGCUCCUCGUGCCCCUGCUGUGACCGAUACUUCAGCGCUCUCGUGCCUGGCUGACAUGGCCCUUUGCCCAGAGCCUGCCGUCGCCAGGCCUGCGGUGGCUGAGCCGCCCAAGCAGCUCAGCCAGCCGCCGCUGCGCAAUGGCAUACUAAUGGUCAACGAGUUUGAUCGCCAGCCGGAGUACCAACCUGCUCCUGUUCCAGCCCCUGUGCCCGCGCCGUCCCAGCCGGCUGCCCCUGCUGCCUCUGCUCCCGCGCCGCUUCCUGCGCCGACGCCACGGCUGGCCCCAGCUCACCCCCAGACUCCGGCGACUGACUUCCGGCAGCCCGAGCCUGCUAGACUCCCUCCGCAGACCGAGCCCCGACCACCUAGCGAGCCCCCAAGGGCCAAUGACUUCCUGCGGACGACCCUUAACCCGCCGCCGUCCGCUUACCCUCCUCCCCCUCCCCCUUCUCAUGUGGCGCCUGUUCGGGAGUACCAAAGCUACGCUCCCCCCGCUCCGCCCACGCCAGUGUCUCAUCCUGCCCCGGCGCCUUCACAUGUUCCUCCGGCCCACAGCCAAGCCCCCCCUCCUCCGUUGUCGGCGCGGACACCGUUCUCCAGCACCUCGACGGCCAAGGCGCUCCCUGCCCUACGGCCAGUCCGGAACAUCCUAAACGACAACCCGCCCCUCCCUGAUCCUCAGAGCGGCCUACAUCAUCAUCAUCAUCAUCAUCAUCAUCAUCACCACAGCAUGGCUGGCUCAUACUAUCCUGCUCCGCAGAGUCGCCCAUACCACAGCGCUUACUCGAUCCAGGAACCCCCCUUGCAGCCCAUGAUGCCACCGCAGCAUCACCACGGACCUCCGCCGAUGUCUGGUGUUCCUCCUUUGGCUCCGGUUCCUCCAAGGCAAAUGAGCCCAUACUCUGUCUCACCUCCACCUUAUCAUCAACCUCUCGCGCCACAGUCUCUUGGCCCAGUACCAGGACCCCCUCCCCCGGGCCCUGCUCCGAUCUACUCGCAUCCUCCCCAGCAGCAAAUGCCGCCUCCUCCGGGUUCUUCGGCUCGUCCCCUGCAAGCUAACCCACAAUCAGCGCCGCCGCCUAACCCUCCACAACCAUCUAAGUACCGCAAGCUGGAGCCGGCGCCAACUCCUCCUCAUCGCAUGCCCUUCACUACCAAUGGCCAGGAGCUCCGCACUGUUCCCUUCGAUUAUCGCGAGGCCAUCAAAGAUUACACCCCCGUCGAGGCUCCUCCCCGGCACGGUCCGACACAGAUCAGAGGAUGGACCCAUAACAACAUCCGCAAGGCGAAGCCGACAUCGACAAGCUCAAGCUCUAAGGCGGACACCAACAGGGAUGGGACCCAUGCCCACACCGCCAACCAUGAUGACCCUGCCUAG